This is a messenger RNA of Stegostoma tigrinum, 1489 nucleotides long. It is a transcript of the gene pinx1, whose product is annotated as PIN2 (TERF1) interacting telomerase inhibitor 1. Gene Ontology annotation, cellular component: nucleolus. Gene Ontology annotation, biological process: regulation of ribosome biogenesis. Gene Ontology annotation, molecular function: nucleic acid binding; telomerase inhibitor activity. The record is from RefSeq and is a predicted model, not a curated record. The coding region runs from base 202 to 1329 and encodes 375 amino acids. The transcript has 7 exons. Lineage: Eukaryota; Metazoa; Chordata; Chondrichthyes; Orectolobiformes; Stegostomatidae.
AGCAAGGCCACACCCACAUCUGGAUGAAGCACACCGCUUCCUCCAACGGGUAGAACAUGCGCAGUCUCAUCGUUAAUUUACCGGUCUCACGUUGGUUUGGAUUCUGGGGCCUUUGGGAGCGUAAACGACUCGUUCAGUACAAAGUUGUGCAUAUCCGGCAAAGCCGUUAUAGUCGGUGUGAUUAUUCAGUCGGACGUCGCGAUGGCGAUGCUGGCAGAGCCCCGUAGAAAGCAGAAGUGGUCUGUGGAUCCAAGGAACAACACCUGGAGCAAUGAUGAGUCCAGAUUUGGGAAGAAGAUGUUGGAAAAAAUGGGGUGGUCAAAAGGAAAGGGUCUUGGGGCUCGUGAACAGGGGUUUACAGAAAACAUUAAAGUUCAAAUUAAGAAUGACACAGCGGGCCUGGGAGCAGCAAAAGAUCAUGAGGACAACUGGAUUGCACACCAGGAUGAGUUUAACCAGCUUUUGUCUGAGCUCAAUGCCUGUCACAAGCACAAUGCAGGCUCACAUGUGGCAGAGGAUAAAACUGCAUUUAGCCUUGAAGAGAAAUCUAAAUCUUCCAAGAAACGAGUUCACUACCAGAAAUUUACCAAAGGAAAGGAUCUCUCUUCUCGAAGUGCGACAGACCUUGCCUGCAUUUUUGGAAAACGUGGCAAGCGGUUCAAAAGAUCCAGAGAUCAGGAAGAGCAAGCAACAGGUAACACCUGUUUGGCGCCUGUCGAUGACCUAGAAGCUCCUGGUGACUCAGAACCCGAAGUUAAAAUAAAUACUGUGACCAGUUCCCUCUCAGUGCAGGAGUACUUCGCCAAUAGGAUGACACAACUUAAAGCAGGGCAUGAAAUCCAUCAAGCUUGUGCUACUCAGGACCUUACAGGAGAUGAUAUGAGUUCAAUUAAAGAAGUAAAAAAGAAGAGGAAAAUAUGUAGCAGAAGAGAUGCCAGCGGGGCUUGCAGUUUUGACAAGCAGCCCAUACUGAGAAAGCCAGCCAAAAAUGUAGAGUGUGUGAAGAUAAAGAAGGAUCUGAUAGAAGAUGGGUCAGUUAAGGAAAAUUGCCAAACUAAAAAGUCUAAAAAAAAUAGUGCAAAACAUUUGUUGUUAUUCGAUCAGAAAAUGUCUCCUUUAGGAGAAGUUGAAUCAGAGGAGAUUCCAGUUGAACAGCACCCAACAGUCAUUGAGUCCUCAGAGAAGCAAAAUGAGCAGGUAUUGAGAGAGGAUAAGAACAAACAGAAGAAGAUUAAGAAGCUGCCAUGUGCAAGUUACAAUGAGGCUUCUCAUUCCUGUCAUGAAUCAACAGAAAGAAGGAAGAAGAAAACAAAGAAACAGAAGCAUUGAGGCUUACAGAAACUGUUUUGCAUGGUUUUCAAUAAGAAAUAUGCACAUGAAUUAUGCGACAAGAUAAAAUAGCCUUAAUGCAAUUCCUGUUCUUAGCUAAGCUUAGGCAGCAAGUUUGAUAAUGGAGAGUGGAAUGGUUAAAGCAAUGUGUUUAAAAUAA